UAAUUAAACCCUCUGAACCCUAGUUGUCACUUUCGCUAGAGAAACCAUCUCCAAAUGGCGAUGGAAGAAACACAAACUCGUCUCUUGGAGGUGAUGCAGACCGAGAUUCUAGCGAGACUACCCUUGAAAACCAUCUUCAGAUUCAAAUCAGUGAGCAAGAAAUGGAAAUCAACACUCGAAUCACCUUAUUUCCGCCGUCUCUUUCUGUCUCUGCACCGAGCAUCGUGGUCGCUCUUGCACGGAGCAGACGAACUGAUAGGUUUCCACGGAUGCAAAACAUGGGAUCUUCCAAAGUCUCCAGCUUCGCUCAUCCCAUACUCUUUCAAACGCUACCUUUGCGGUGAUUGCGACUACGUGGAUGUGGAUUCUUCGGGUGGAUUGGUUCUGCUUACAGACGGCGCUGAUAAAUCUUACUGCUACGUCGGCAAUCCAGUUUCUCAGCAUGUCAAAAUCCCUCCACCUCCAUCUGAUCCGACAGGUGAUAAUACUUAUGUGUUUGGUUUGGUGACUCGCUUGGACGAGGACGGUGUCGUUUUGAGCUUUAAAGUGGUUAGGUUAGCUUCUUACCAAACCACAAAUGAUCAUCUCUCGAGUGAUAUGGGUACGGUCUAUCUAUGGAGUCAACGGGAUUAUCAUUGGGUAUCAUGUUACUUGCGGAAACAAGACUACACAAUCCUCGGUCAUCAAGAUUGUUUCAUUGACGAGUCUGUUUGCGAGAAGAGUGUUGAUGAGAUAUGGGAUCCAAGGUCACUAUCAGAUUUAGACGAAGAAGACUUGAGCUUUAGAGUUUGUAUCUGGUUCUGCCCAUUCGUGAUCCCACGGUGGAUGGCAUCGGUGCCUCGUCCUCCCCAAACUGAGAUGAUAGAUACGAAUUCACUACUUUCCUACGCUACUGCAACACAUGAAGCAAAGAUGGAGGAUAUAAGAAAUGACGAGUACUUUUGGAUGGAGGUCGAGCAGGGCCGGAUCUGAGAUUUGGGAGCUCGAAACAUUUUUUAAGAUGGAGUGAUAUUAGUAUGUUUUUUAUGUGAUGUCUUUUGUUAUUGUUUUAUAACGUUUCCAACUAUGUUCUGUUUUUAGAACGGGCUCUGUUUUUUCGGUAAUAAGUCGUACCAAUGGUAAAAUCAAAAGAAAAAGAUGUU
Molecule: messenger RNA, 1142 nt
Organism: Brassica oleracea var. oleracea
Lineage: Eukaryota; Viridiplantae; Streptophyta; Magnoliopsida; Brassicales; Brassicaceae
Product: F-box protein At3g26010-like
Exons: 1
Coding region: 55-972 (305 amino acids)
Biological process (GO): SCF-dependent proteasomal ubiquitin-dependent protein catabolic process
Molecular function (GO): protein binding; ubiquitin-protein transferase activity
Source: RefSeq, a predicted model, not a curated record